Molecule: messenger RNA, 875 nt
Organism: Camellia sinensis
Lineage: Eukaryota; Viridiplantae; Streptophyta; Magnoliopsida; Ericales; Theaceae
Cellular component (GO): cytoplasm
Molecular function (GO): protein phosphatase inhibitor activity
Source: RefSeq, a predicted model, not a curated record
CUAUAUUCUGUUUUAAAAAAGUUGAAGCGUUGGGACGCAAAGCAACGCAACCUUUGGUUGGUAGAGGCUGCUGCCAAACUCUAUAUAAGAAGCACAAAUAUGUCAGACAUCAACAUUGACGAUGCUAAGGAGUUAGAUUUCACUGACAACACUCCCAAUGAUAAAGUGGAUGAUGAUCCUUUGGUGCAUGACCCAAAGCAUUCAGAUUUACAUGAGGAAAAUCCCUUACCUACACUCCAGGAGGAGGAGGAAAUGAUCAAGAAAAAGUAUGGAGGAAUGUUGCCAAAGAAACCUCCAUUAAUAUCCAAGGACCACGAACGAGCAUAUUUUGAUUCUGCUGAUUGGGCAUUAGGCAAGCAAGGAGCACAGAAGGCCAAAGGUCCACUAGAGGCUCUUCGUCCAAAAUUGGAGCCGACACCACACCAACAACUUCGUUCAAGACAAUCAACUUAUGCUUCCACAGAUGAUGGUGAAGUGGUUGAUGACAAUAAUAAUGAUGCUCCUUUUAAGGAUCAAAGUUGCAAGUUAGAUGCUACCAAUAACAACAAUGCCAAUUCCAUGGAUUAGAGUUACAACAACUAGUUGCUCUGCUUACAGCAUGUAAAGCAGUUGAUCAUGAAUCUGAGACCCUCUUUGAGUACUUAAUUGAAUAAACUAUUAGUAGAUUUUGUGCUUCUUGUUGUAAUAAUGAACUCUCUUUCCAACUCUACAAAGUUGCACCUUUUUGUUGGUCAAUGUUGGCAGGAAGUUAUUAGUCCAUGGCAUGUUGCACAAAUUGGCAUAAUUCAUUUGAAUGUCAAUUCCCCAGAGCUAUGAAACAUAGAAGCUUCUCCGGAGGUUAGUGUGACACGUGUCAAUAAUGGACAAGCACUAAA